Molecule: messenger RNA, 2404 nt
Organism: Octodon degus (degu)
Lineage: Eukaryota; Metazoa; Chordata; Mammalia; Rodentia; Octodontidae
Gene: Itfg1
Product: integrin alpha FG-GAP repeat containing 1
Exons: 18
Coding region: 207-2042 (611 amino acids)
Cellular component (GO): plasma membrane
Source: RefSeq, a predicted model, not a curated record
GGAAGUGAGCGCGAGGGUGCGCCUCACCCCGGUUCUACGUCCGCCGGGUCCUCAGAGAGUCUUCCCCAGGGCAGUUUGAAAAGAGAGUCCUUGGCGGUGGCUCAAACGCGCCUCAGGGCUGAGUGCGCUCCCAGUUACCCGCCGUGGGGUGCUUUGCGGUUGCCGUCAAGCGCGGCUACGGGCCGCGGGCAGGCCGACGGGCUGCCAUGGCGGCGGCGGGCGGGCUGCAGAGCUGUUGGGCGCUUCUGGGGCCACUUCUGUGGGGGCUCGCGCUCCUGGGAGCUGGGCCGGUCCCGGCGCGAGCGCUGCACAACGUCACAGCUGAGCUCUUCGGGGCCGAGGCUUGGGGCACCCUGGCGGCCUUCGGGGACCUCAACUCCGACAAGCAGACGGACCUCUUCGUGCUGCGGGAAAGAAAUGAUUUAAUCGUCUUUUUGGCAGACCAGAAUGAACCCUAUUUUAAACCUAAAGUAAGGGUAUCUUUAAAGAAUCACAGUGCAUUGAUAACAAGUGUGGUCCCUGGGGAUUAUGAUGGUGAUUCACAAAUGGAUGUCCUUCUAACAUAUUUUCCCCAAAAUCAUGCCAGCAGUGAAUUGGGAGCUAUUAUCUUCUGGGGACAGAAUCAAACAUUAGAUCCUAACAAUAUGACCAUACUCAAUAGGACCUUUCAAGAUCAACCGCUAAUUAUGGAUUUCAAUGGGGACCUAAUUCCUGAUGUAUUUGGUAUUACAAAUGAAUCCAGCCAGCCACAGAUAUUGUUAGGAGGAAAUUUGUCAUGGCAUCCUGCAUUGGCUACUAAAAGUAAAAUGCAAAUUCCACAUUCUCAUGCAUUUAUUGAUCUGACUGAAGAUUUUACAGCAGAUUUAUUCCUCACUACAUUGUCUGCCUCUAGUACCUUCCAGUUUGAAAUAUGGGAAAAUUUGGAUGGGAACUUCUCUAUCAGUAACAUAUUAAAAACACCUCAAAAUAUGCUGGUGGUUGGGCAGUCAGCAUUUGCAGACUUUGAUGGAGAUGGACAUAUGGACCACUUACUGCCAGGCUGUGAAGACAAAAACUGCCAGAAAAGCACCAUCUACUUAAGGCAAUCCAGAACAAACAAGUGGAUUCCGGUUCUACAGGAUUUCAGCAAUAAGGGUACACUGUGGGGUUUUGUGCCAUUUGUGCAUGAAGAAUGGCCAACUGAAAUUCCAAUUCCAAUUACUCUUCAUAUUGGAGACUACAACAUGGAUGGUUAUCCAGAUGCCCUUGCCAUACUGAAGAAUACAUCUGGAAGCAACCAGCAGGCUUUUUUGCUGGAGAAUGUCCCUUGUAAUAAUGCAAGCUGUGAGGGGGCUCAUCGGAUGUUUAAAGUCUACUGGGAUCUGACGGACUUAAAUCAAAUCAGAGAUGCUGUGGUCGCCACUUUCUUUGACAUUUACGAAGAUGGAAUCUUGGACAUUAUAGUACUGAGUAAAGGAUAUACUAAAAAUGAUUUUGCCAUCCACACCCUAAAAAAUAACUUUGAAGCAGAUGCCUAUUUUGUUAAAGUCAUUGUUCUUAGUGGUCUGUGUUCUAAUGAUUGUCCUCGUAAGAUAACACCCUUUGGAGUGAACCAACCUGGACCUUACAUCAUGUAUACAACUGUUGAUGCAAAUGGGUAUCUGAAAAAUGGCUCAGCUGGACAACUAAGCCAAUCAGCACAUUUAGCUCUCCAACUACCAUACAAUGUACUUGGUUUAGGUCGAAGUGCAAAUUUUCUUGACCAUCUCUAUGUUGGUAUUCCUCGUCCACCUGGAGAGAAAUCUGUACGAAAACAAGAAUGGACUGCAAUUAUUCCAAAUUCCCAGCUAAUUGUCAUUCCAUAUCCCCACAAUGUCCCUCGAAGCUGGAGUGCCAAACUGUAUCUCACACCAAGUAACAUUGUUCUCCUCACUGCUAUUGCGCUCAUUGGUGUCUGUGUUUUCAUCUUGGCAAUAAUUGGAAUUUUACAUUGGCAGGAAAAGAAAGCAGAUGAUAGAGAAAAACGACAAGAAGCCCAUCGGUUUCAUUUUGAUGCUAUGUGACUUGGCUAUAAUAUUACCUAAUGGAAUGAAUAUUCACAUGAUUAUCUGAAGUAACCAAAUUCUGACUUAUCAAAGAAGAUAGGAGAUUUUGAAUAUUAUUUAUAAAUAAUGCAUCACUUGGUAAUUAUUUGCAAAGUAUUAAAUAUGGUCUGAAUGUCUCACAGGGUCUUUUCUUAAGCAAUUUGUGUGCAAUAAUUUGGGUUUAUUAUUCAAUAGCUCUUUGCAUUUUUGUUCCUUUGUGGAAUGUGUUGCAUGUACUCUGGUGUCUCUGUAUUUAUAAUCUUAUUAGAGUAAUGAUGGUGGAAAAAGACAUGUGUAAAUAAAACUAUUUAAAUGUGCAGGAUUCUUUUGUUCCACUUGAA